AGGUGAGGGCCGCGGCCGGCGACGGCAGGCGGAAGACCGCCAGGGGCCCGAAGGCCCGCAGGAGGCACGCGGGCGCCUGCAAGGAUGCCGCGCCCUGCGGCGUCGGGGCGUCCGCCUCGGCGCCGGGCGGCGGCUGCGGCGGCCAGCGCAGCCAGGACGAGCACCCCGCGGCCUCGGAGGCGGAGUCCGCGGCCGCCUUCCAGGCGGCCACAAAGAAGCGCGGCGCGGCAGACGAGCAAGGUAAACCAGGCGAGCCGACAGACGAAGGUGCCGCGGAGGAGGAGACGGCCGACGAAAAGGCCGCAGAUGGGGACGACGAGGACAAGGAGCCUGCAGCCGAUGUCGGCGAGGACGAGGGCGACGACGAGGAAGAGGAGGAGGACGAAGAAGACUCGGAUGAAGAAGAGGAGGGCGCCGAGUCCAGCGAGGUCGCAGCAGCAGUGGUUCUGCUUCCUGAGCUUCCGCCGAGCAGCUCGACGGGCAGCGCGGGGGGCUGGCAGAAGUUCCAGCGCCGCCGCCAGAGGGGCGACGCCGCAAGGGAGGCUCCCGACGAGGCGGUGAUGGAGGCCGCCGUGCAGCAGGCCCCAGGGCCGCGCAGCUCUGACAGCGAGAGCGGCCGGGCCGUUCCCGUGCCGAAGGCGGUCCGCAGCCAGGCCACGGGCGCGGAGGGCGGCGCCGGCGGGGCCGGCGGCCUCGCGGACGAGAGGAGC
Prorocentrum cordatum is the source of this 710-nucleotide messenger RNA. The record is from the annotation of a GenBank genome assembly. Lineage: Eukaryota; Dinophyceae; Prorocentrales; Prorocentraceae.